UUUAAUGUGUUGGCAAUACUGGAUAUUUGAAUGCGUUCGAACAUAAAAAUAUGGCGGCUGUAAACGCUUAGGACGAUUUCUCUUGUCGCACCUUAACUAGUAAUUAAUAAGUUUUUCUUAAUUAUGCAGUGUAUCAUACAAGAUGGGAAUCGAAAAAUACGAAUGUGAUAUUGCUCAUGUUUUACAAAAUGGUGACUUUACUGUAUUGGAAAAAUUAUCAUCAUUUUGUUGCGAAUUUGAAAAACACGUCGUUUCGAAGAUAGAGAAUGCAACGGCUGGUAAAAAUGAAUAUUCACAAAUAAAGGAAACAAAUUUGAUCAAAAUGUCAGAGUUACAGAAACAAUUGGAAACAUUAAAGUCUGAAAUAGAUGAUAUAAUGUUGAAUCAGAAAAUUGUAGAUAAAAAGAUCAGUAAUAUGAUCAAACAAGAAGAAAUAUUACAAAAAGACAUAGCAGAAGUCAAGGCGUAUAGAGACAGUUUAUCUCUGGAAUUGGUUGACUUAAAACAAGAGGUACAGGAAAGAAAAGAGAAAAAACGCAAGGAUUGGGAUGCUAUUAAGAGAGCUACAAAUAUUUACAAAUGUAAUUUGAAUUUUGGUAUCAAUAUAGAAGAUAAAGAAGAUUAUGACGAAGUGAAGGUAUCAUUUUUUAAAAACAACGAACAUACAAAGGAUAAAUAUUAUGUGCAUUUGAUUAAAGAAGACGAAUUGUGGAAAGUCAAGGAAAUACAGCCUACACUUAAAAAAGAACAUAUGAUCGAUUUAAAAGGCACUGUCGACUUUACUAGGCAAUCACAAGUCUCCAACAUCACUGCAUUUCUGUGUCUUUUAAGGAUUGUCUUUUUAAAGUAUUAUAUGGACGGAAGCUAGAAAUAUCAAUUGUACAUUAAAUGCUUUUAUUAUAAUACUAGUAUUAUACUAGUAAUGACAAUAAUUAAAGGAUAAGUAUACUUUUAUAGUAUGGAAGAUAGAAAUUAGAAGAGUAAAGUCUUUAUUAAUAAAAAUUAAAGUAUCUAAAACG
Vespa velutina is the source of this 1019-nucleotide messenger RNA. RefSeq lists its product as uncharacterized. The transcript has 4 exons. The record is from RefSeq and is a predicted model, not a curated record. Lineage: Eukaryota; Metazoa; Arthropoda; Insecta; Hymenoptera; Vespidae. Bases 143 to 868 code for a protein of 241 amino acids.